CUAAUCAAUGACCAGGGCUACAGGCCGGCGAGCCUUGCUAUAUAUUCACCAUGUAUCCGCGAACAAGACUGGGGGGUAAGUCUGAAAGAGGUAAUUGAACAACACUUCAUAUCUCAUCUCCGUUUUCUCUUUGCGUCAGUUUCCUUUUGUCCUUUGAUGAUCACUUCGUCUCGUUCCAUUCAUUAAGAUAUCUAUCUCGAAGCAACGUAUAUUCGACCACCUACCAGAAAUACUCGUACCGACUUAAAGAUCAUCGAAUUCGCUUACAUAUAUCGACCUUGGAAGCCCUGUUGCGUUGCUGUCCAUGUUGUUCCAGACUUGUCAGUGGGUACCGGAGCUUAGUCAACACCUCAACAUCCUCAUCCACCAGGAAAGGGCCUGAAUCCAGUCAUCAAGCGUUAUAUCAAACUCUCUUUGAUCACGUAUUCCAGAAGUACAAUUUGAUCAAUCAUCGCCGUUCUCACAUCAGCACGAACAAUAAGCCUCUGUUGCCGAUCUUGAACCUCCGGCUCGAGCCUUCUUCUGGCAGGACAAUAUUGAUACAAGACUCUGAUCGAAUCCCACUCGAGUACACAUAAGUCUAGGGGGUAGAACAUCGACCUUAGAAUCCGCCAUGUCGGAAAUCUUCAUUCUGGGCUUCCUGCCCGACUCUGAGAGCACCACACCCCUACCAAUCCACUGGUCCAUUCUCAUCUCUCCUGUCAAAGGCACAGACACCUGCUCGGAGUCCCAACCCCAACCCAAGUCCAAACCACGGCUCUUCCGGCAUAACAACUCCUCCCACAAGCAAUCCCCAACCGACACCGCGCUCUUCGACAUGCACGACCACCAACUCCGCCAACAACCAUUCCCAGUCCCCAGCCCUGCCUCCUCAUCCACCGACCUCGAUACCUCGUCUGAAACAGCCACCACCACCGCCGCAACAACAAGCAUCGCAUCUUCCAUACCCAAUCACCCUCUCCGCCUCGCCAUCCGCAUCGCCCUGGCGACACACCACUCCCCGCCAUCGAAACUCGCUCCCAAGCUCUCCACAAUCCUCUAUCAGACACCCACCUACGGGCCCUCGGACGACUGGCUGCGCGCCGCCCUCGAACAACUCAUCUCCGCCGACAUCCUAGAGUCCGACGCCGACAUCUACAAGGCCUCCUCCAUCUUGGACUUCAUCCACGCCUCCACGGCCCAACACGCACAGGACCUCUCCUCCUCCUCCGGCCGUGUCGUCGAUUUCGACUACUCAGCCCAGCUAUCCCGCACAGCCCAAGUCAAGGCGAUGUUCAAUCAGCCGCGCACGUCUUCAAGAACGCCCUCGCCCUCCGUAUCCUCUACCAUCAAAGACGAAAAGGCCAAGGACAAGGACAAGGCCAAGAAACGCUUCUUGGGCUUCUGGCUUACCCAUGGCAGCGGCGGCCACGACCACCAUCCGCAGCGCCGCUGCGCGUACCAGCCGCACCCCUGGCAGAGACAGGACGAUCCAUAUGGCGGAUUGAUGUGAGUACUCACGCCCCCCUUUCCAGUCACCUCACCUCGGCGCGCCAGUCGCUCGCCAUGCCAAAAGUUUUACAUUCGUCAGAUGUUAAGACGUGCGUGUGCGGCAGGGGUGGUCGCGUACAAAGGCGGCAGAUGUACACACCAAAUCCGUGGGAAAGAAAGGAUGAUCCGUAUGGGGGCCUCAUGUGAAGAUCGAGGCCAUUCCCCCAAACGGUUACAAAUUUUUCGAAUAUAUUGUAUGAAUAGUAAUUUGCAGCCGUCCUAACUGACCCUCAAUCCUUCCUCCAUGCAUCCCAGCUCCAUGUUGUAGAUUGGUUUGAUGCAGAAUUAAUUUCAGAACCAUGCUACGUAUGGCUUACAGCUAGGGCUAACUUAGUAGAGUAUAGAUAAAGAAGCAUAGGAAAAUUGAGUCCGGGUUUCGAGGCAUACCGGUUGCCUGGAUGGAUAACCCCUGCACAUAUCAUCCACAUCACCACUCGUUACGCCUGUGACAUUCCUCAAUCAGAACCCCCUGUGCGCCUGCUCCUCAUCCUUGGACGAGUGCAUUGUACGUAGACAGGCUCAGUAAGCCUGGCCCGGUGGACUUUGCGCUCGAUGCUGCUGGGUAGGAGGCACGUACGCCCCGGGGAUCGGCACAGCAUCGUACGUCUGCUCACCCGGCGCCGCACCAACAUGGUCGUGCAACCUGUCCUCUGGGGGCGGGGACAUGGGCGGUUGCGGGGGUGGCGAAGACGUCAGACCUUGUCUCUGGAACCCUUCUGCCGACGACAUUUUCGGCGUCGCGCUGUGUACCUUGAUUGGUGGUGCCUGCAAUCUGAACGGCGAAGUCGUGGUAUUCGACUGCGGCGACACAGAUGCAAACUGCAUCGGGGAGCCCGUACGUCCGUCCGCACUCCGUGGCGAGUGGACAGAUUGAGCCAUGUGCGAAGGGAAUCCGGGCGUGCGCGGUGUCUGGAUGCUCGCAAAGCCCGGCGUGUUCGGUGCCGACUGCGUGCGCAGCUGAGCAAGGUACAGAUCGGUACGGGCACGGUCCCUGGCGUCCAUCGAUUUCCUGAGCCUGUUCUUCGACCAGAAGCGGUAGAAGACGAUCCCGUAAAUCAUGAUGACAAUGACCUCGACAACGACCUCAAUGAUGCAACAGAUUAGAGACCAAUCCUGGAGACGGCAGACGAGCGCGUAGUGUACGUCGUCCUCGAAUAGCUGGCGUCGUUUGUUGUCCUUGCAGCUCCAGCCCCAGAGAUCGGUUCCGCCGCCAUUGGACUUGCUGCCGUGCAAGAUGCCGGCUCCAACCACCCACAUGACAAUGCUAAACAAGAACCAGCCGACAGCGAACAUAGUGUAGUAGACGGCGACUUUCUCGGCUCGACGGUGGCCGCCGCGGCAGUAUGCAAAGAUGACGAUGAUCGAGAAGAGGAGCGAGACACAGGCGAUACUGAGAACGACUAUCUGCGGCCAAGUCUGUUGCUUGGGCGCCCAUGCCGUCAGGUUGUUGCGGGGCGGUAUAGCUUUAGUGGCGUGGAAGAUGGUCAGGACAGUACUCAGCAUAGCGAGGACGAUGAGUGAGCAGGAGAAGUUGACGCCUCGUAGGACCAUUUUGGCCAUUCGAACGCGGGUCUUGACUUUCUGUGCGAGAGGUUAGUCCGGUGCUGUUUACCAUCUAACUCACGUAGGCUGUCGUUUACAUACCAGAUCUUUGGCUUGCUGUACUUCAGUCUUUUCUUCUUCCUUCUCUAGCAUCUGCUCUUCCCGGAAGGUCGGGCUCAGAGGGUUCAAGAGCCUGUUUGAUGUGCCCGGUGUCUUGAGGGCGGAUUUGAGAGGCGCACCAGCUGCUCCAUUGAGGUCUCCUCUGACAGUGACAAAUUGCUCGACUGGUUGACUGUCUGCGAUAUAGCCGAAGCCUACAUCUGAAGGUUUGGGACCGUCCAUUCUCGGGUCCGCAAAAGGAGAUUGAUGUUCACCAGGUCCGGAUGCCGGCGAAAAGACCGACGUUGCUUCGGCGAAGCGAGUUUUCCGAACCUGGUUCCCGACCGAUCUGGUAGAAGAAGCCGUUGAAUUUGUUCGGAGAGAUCGAGUUGUCGCCUUGAUUUCUGAUUUUUCGUCGAAAUCCUCAAUGGCAGGGCCCGCCGUGCGAGUAGGUUUGGAGUUGGCGGUGAUAUCGAUAGGUGACACUGGUUCGAAGUGGGAUGGUGACAUGGCUAUUGAUAAGACUCUGCUCGUUGCAGUGUGUGGUAUGGCAGGGAUUCCCCAGAAGAACCGGACUGACUGGCGCAGCAGGGGCGGAUGCUGACGUGAGACGGUCAAAUCCUAUUUCAAUAUAUACCACGUCGACUGCCUCGUAAAUCGCUGUAUCUCGUCUUUUGUUAUCUUGUCGAGGACCAGCUCGGUAUCAUUUGUAUAGACAAUGAUGAAGAGGGAGCAGAUGGCUGAGGGAAAGCAGGUCGAGUAAUAGGUAACCUCCUAGGUAGGUGGGCUGACCAGAGCGCUUGGGGAGAUGUGAUUUGAUCUAUUGGUAGAAGGCAGUGGUCGAGACCAGAGAUCACCGUAUUCGUCCGAAGGACGCUGGUUCAGUGCUGUGACUGUAUGGCCUGCCAAAGAGUAAAACAAGUCUGGUGGCAAUUGGCGCUUUGAGGUCGACGAAUCGGCCAGGUUCUUGGAUAGUCAGGCCCGCAACGUAAAUGCAGGGCAGCACAGGGCUGGGGCGGUGCACAGCAGAGCUUGGUAGGAGUCAAAGAGAAACCGCUCAGCGAAGCCUGCGCGAGCUGGGAGAAAAUAUAACAAGUUGCGAGCUUGGGAAUUGGAACGGGAUGGGAAGAAUGAGAGAAACGGUGAAGAAGAUGUGGAAGCUUGUAGAGGAGAAACCGCAGUAGUAAUGCUGUUCUUUCUCCGGUAUACUAUUUGAUGCAUUAUUGCAAAAUCUCCCGGGAUGGAGACUCGAUGGGCGCUUGAGUUGUCUAGACGCAUGGUUGCUGGCCGUUGGAUGAGAACGAAGCAGAGAGAAGAUGCAGAAGAUGGAAGCUGGGGGGGUGAUGAAGUGGGAUCGAGGAGGAUAAUUGGAUGAGAAGCCUUAUCGAAGCGCCGAGGCACCACGAAUCAACAAUCAGAGGAGCUGCAGUCGACAAGGGUUGUUUUCUUACGCCUUCUGCUCACUGGAUGUUUCCUGUGAUGGCUUCUGUUAGUUUUGAUCCGCCUGCAGCGGAGGUGGAAAGACAGAUGCCCGCGUUGAGGGCGAGAGGGUCUCGGCUGAUCACCAAGGAUGAAAGGGUCCUCGAAUA
Molecule: messenger RNA, 4760 nt
Organism: Exophiala xenobiotica
Lineage: Eukaryota; Fungi; Ascomycota; Eurotiomycetes; Chaetothyriales; Herpotrichiellaceae
Exons: 1
Coding region: 614-1492 (292 amino acids)
Source: RefSeq, a predicted model, not a curated record